GAUCGUGAUAAUAUCACUCCCCGCGCCCAGCAAGGUAGUUUGCUCAGCCCUUAAUCUCAAACGAUGAGGUAAUUAAGGUUCUGCUUCCAGGACUUUAAUAACAGUUUCGGCUGCCGUGGCGUGCCGCUCACAGACGCAUUGGUGAUCAUCCCGCCACACACGUCCCCCAACCUCAUCAUCAUACCCAACCAAUACUCGUACUGCGUACCCUUUCGUCCAGUGUCUCACGAGCUGUCCAUCUUCAUCACUUUAUCAUACUUGUACAUCAGAAAGUACUCGUACCCUACCGUACCGUACUCGUACGUUCCCCUCCCUCAAUCAGUCGGAACACACGUGCCCGUCCGGGAGAUCUACGGGAGUUCGGGAUCGUCAGGGUUUCCUAUACGAGUAGGCUUGCGCCCGCUGUGAAACUCGACGGCUCACUUUUAUACCGCUUGUUUGACGCCAUCAUCAUACCAUACUAUACCAUACCGGUACUCGAGUACUUUCCACUUCCAUUUCUCAUUUUUUCUUUCUUUUAUCCAGCAAACCGUUUUGUCUCGUCUCUUCGUGGUUAUAUCGAUUCGGUCUUCGUUCUUAAGUUUAUUCCAGUUCACGGGUACGUGAGUCGGCGUCCACAUAUUUCGCUCAUGGGGUUCGACUUUCCCUUCUGGUACAAAUAUUGCACCAUUUGCACUCCUCAGGUUCUAUUGCAGUUACCCUAUUGGCCCGAUCCCUUGGCCCCACUCCCCUCUCUUUCUCCUCAUUGAUGCGGGGGAGGGGUGGAGGUGGAGGUGGAGAAAAUGCCAAUUAUCGGGCAUUUGUCCUAUCUUUUCAAGGCUGGCGAACAAUCUCCUGGCGGACAGACCCGACCGGGACCGAAAGAGGAAACGAACUCUAGGCGCGGGUACCCGCCUCCAUCAGAUUUGGGCUUGAAGAAUAUCGCUGAUAAGUUUUCCAACCAUGUGCAUGGCUCGCCUUGUGCUCCUCGUGCACAGGUUCCUACGCAGUGCGCACUGGCCUUCACGAAAGAAAAAGGAAAAAGAAAAGAGAAAAGGUCCGCUCGAGCACGGGCGGGCUUCGCGGAUGAAUAACGCGAAGAACCCGACGCAGUACAGUAUCAAUCCCAAAGCCAACAGCAAGUGACCAGCUGAUGGUGAGAUUCACCAAAUGGAAAAAAAAGAAAGAAAGAGGAGAAGGAAAUAGUAAACCCAUUGAAUAUGGUACUCUUAUCACACUUCUUGCGCCCCGAAAGCUAGUUGUCGUGCGCCUGACCAUUAGCACAAAAUAUAGUCUAGCACUGCAUUGCGCUGUAUCACGCUGCACUUGAUGAUAUGAUAGAAAGGAAGUGCGGAUCAAAAGGGGAGAAAGUGCUAAUCCUCCCUCCAUCAUCCAUCCAUCCACCCAUCGGUACCUCUUCUGCCAAAUAUCUGGUGCAUGCCACUGGUUAAGGCCCAUCUUCCUUCCCGAUACGAGAAGGAAUUAGGGAUGGGAGGAGAGGUACACUAAGCAACGCUAUUGCCGCCGCUUCCUGGGAGCGAGAGAUAGCGAAUUGUAGGAAAUUGGGAAAUUUGGGUGGAGGGAAGAGAUCACGGCCGAAGAUGAUUCCUUUGGAAUAUUUCCAUCUGUCUCCCCCCUCGACUGGCCGAUCAAUUGUGCUUUGCGCAACUUCAGCCAGCGCAGAGGUAUCACACCGCGAAGGGUUACAACUUGUGACUACUGACUCGUGCUUAGAGUGUUUCGGGGCGAUGAGUGCUAGUGUGGUUGGCGUCCGGUGCCACACCAGUACUAUAUACCGGUGAUAUUAGGUUGAGCGCGGGGGG
Messenger RNA from Tuber melanosporum (Perigord truffle), 1802 nucleotides. RefSeq lists its product as uncharacterized. The record is from RefSeq and is a predicted model, not a curated record. The coding region runs from base 783 to 1073 and encodes 96 amino acids. The transcript has a single exon. NCBI's taxonomy places the organism in Eukaryota, Fungi, Ascomycota, Pezizomycetes, Pezizales, Tuberaceae.